UUCAGCACAGGAGUCAGACUGCAGCACCAUGAAUUUUGUCCCAGCACCCGGUUAUAUGCCAACCUACAACCCGUCUCUCCCUCAUUCCAAGCCCAUCCCUGGUGGACUGCGCCCUGGGAUGUCUAUAUAUGUGCAAGGAACAGUUCCACAUCAUACCAAGAGAUUCGUGGUGAACUUUGCCUGUGGCUCAAACGAUGGGGAUGAUAUCGCCUUCCACUUCAAUCCCCGCUUUGAUGGCAAAGACAAGAUUGUUUUGAACACCUACCAGGGGCGCAAGUGGGGAAAGGAGGAACAUCAUAGUAUGCCCUUCCAAAAGGGCCAACACUUCGAGAUUGUCUUUCUUGUCAACAAUGAUGCAUACCAGGUCAUGGUGAACAGGAACCCUAUCUGCAGCUACGUGCACAGGAUCCGUCCAGAGCGCGUGCAGGCUGUGGUCGCUGAUGGAGAUCUGGAGCUCCAGUCAAUGACACUCCUCGGAGGGGCCAUGAUGGGAGGCGGGGGAAUGCCAGGGCAGCAGUAUUCACCGAUGGGAAUGCCGGGCAUGAUGCCAGAUUCUGGGUUCCCUCCUUCCAACCUUCCUAUGAUGACAGUUCCUGCUUCCUACCACCCGCAAGUGCCCUACAAGGGGAACCUGCCUGGAGGGCUGGGUUCAAAGAGGACCAUCGUGGUGAAAGGAUUCGUCCCGCCGCACGCUAAACAAUUCCGGAUUAACUUUAAAGCCGGCCAAGAUAUUGCCCUGCAUAUCAACCCUCGCAUGAACGAGCGGGUUGUUGUGCGAAACAGCUUCCUGAAUGGCCACUGGGGCGGUGAGGAGCGAGAGCUGCCUAAUAACCCUUUCCAACCUGGACAAUACUUUGACCUUUCCAUUCGCUGUGGCAACCAACGGUUCAAGAUUUGGGCCAACGGCCAGCCGCUCUUCAACUACAACCAUCGUUACCAGCACUUCAAUCAAAUUGACACGCUGGAGAUCGAAGGAGACGUGGACCUCUCUUACAUCCAGUACUGAGCCUAGAAGCGGGGAUGGGGAGGGAGAGGCAAUCCCUACACACACACACUCUCCUAGACAAAACCCCUCGUUCUGUGCCUCCACUGGAUUUGGGACCUGUCCUUGACUGGAGAAGGACCUGGAUUUUUCAAUGGCA
Messenger RNA from Rhineura floridana, 1142 nucleotides. It is a transcript of the gene LGALS4, whose product is annotated as galectin 4. Bases 29 to 1006 code for a protein of 325 amino acids. Gene Ontology annotation, molecular function: carbohydrate binding. The transcript is spliced from 10 exons. Lineage: Eukaryota; Metazoa; Chordata; Lepidosauria; Squamata; Rhineuridae. The record is from RefSeq and is a predicted model, not a curated record.